Astyanax mexicanus (Mexican tetra) is the source of this 8858-nucleotide messenger RNA. RefSeq names its product solute carrier family 27 member 4 (gene slc27a4). The transcript has 12 exons. The record is from RefSeq and is a predicted model, not a curated record. Gene Ontology annotation, cellular component: microvillus; endoplasmic reticulum membrane; plasma membrane. NCBI's taxonomy places the organism in Eukaryota, Metazoa, Chordata, Actinopteri, Characiformes, Acestrorhamphidae. Gene Ontology annotation, molecular function: long-chain fatty acid-CoA ligase activity; long-chain fatty acid transmembrane transporter activity. Bases 312 to 2246 code for a protein of 644 amino acids. Gene Ontology annotation, biological process: very long-chain fatty acid catabolic process; long-chain fatty acid import into cell; response to nutrient.
GGCAGGCUGUAGGGAGGGGUAAGAAAAUUAUAAGGUCAUAUGAAUUAGAGCGACGGGAAAAUGGAGAUAGUGGACGCGCGGUGACGGAGGAAGAUCCGAGGAGGGAUGAACUGAGAGGCGGAGAGCUGAAUCAGCGGACCCGGGGUUCAGUAGCAGGGCGGCGGAGAGGUGCCGGCGGUGCGGGUGCGGGUAAACCGGGAAACGGGAGGAGGUUUCUCUGCUAAAGCCGAUCAAGGUGGGAUUGGGGCAGCAGGCACGCGCUAUCUGCCUCCACACGCACGAGCCAGGGACUGCGGACACAGAGAGACAGGAUGUUGCGGCUGGCGUGUUCCACAGCGCUCCUCUUCGUCUUCAGGCUCCUUCUCGGUUUGCCGUGGCUUCAGGUUGUCGCUGCCUGUCUCAUAUUCUUCUUCGGCACUGGAGGAUGGACGUCCUUCCGGGUGUUUGUGAAAACCAUCGGCCGGGAUUUACAUGCUGCUGGUGUUCUACUAAAGGUAAAGCUCAAUGUAAAGCGUCACUUACGCCAGCGCAACACCAUACCCAGGAUCUUCGCGGAGACUGUGCAGAAAUAUGGUGAUAAAACGGCUCUGAUCUUCGAGGGGACGGGGGAGAAAUGGAGCUUCCGGGAGCUGGACGACUAUUCCAACCGCGUGGCCAACCUGCUGUACCAGCGCGGCUUCAGGGAGGGGGACGUGGUGGCGCUGUUCAUGGAGAACCGCUCGCAGUACGUGGGGCUGUGGCUGGGCAUGGCUAAAAUCGGCGUGGAGGCGGCCCUCAUCAACUUCAACCUGCGGCUGGAAGCCCUGGUGCACUGCGUCAACAUCUCCGGCUCCAAGGCCGUGAUCUUCGGCAGUGAGCUGACUGAUGCGAUGUGUGAGGUGCACAGCUCUAUGGGGAAGACGGUGAAUCUGUUCUGUUCUGGAGACUGGGAUCCUAAACGUGUCCCUGAGGGAACGGAGUGCCUGGAGCCGCUGGUGGAGAACGCCCCCUCCCACAAACCCAGUAACCCCCCCCAGCGCGGCUUCACCGACCGCCUCUUCUACAUCUACACCUCCGGAACCACCGGCAUGCCUAAAGCUGCUAUUGUAGUACACAGCAGGUACUACCGCAUGGCUGCUCUGGUGUAUUACGGGUUUGGGAUGAGGUCUGAGGACGUGCUGUACGAUUGCCUCCCGCUGUAUCACUCAGCAGGUAACAUUGUGGGAGUUGGACAGUGCCUGAUUCAUGGGAUGACCGUCGUCAUCAAGAAGAAGUUCUCAGCAUCUAAAUUCUGGGAUGACUGCAUCAAGUAUAACUGCACUAUUGUUCAGUACAUCGGGGAGAUCUGCCGGUAUCUGCUGAAUCAGCCGGUUCGGCAUACGGAGCAGCAGCACCGAGUCCGCAUGGCUCUGGGUAACGGCCUCCGCCAGUCCAUCUGGGAGGAGUUCAUGCAGCGCUUCAACGUGCCGCAGAUCGCCGAGUUUUACGGAGCCACAGAGUGUAACUGCAGCCUUGGCAACUUCAACAACAAGACUGGUGCCUGUGGCUUCAACAGCCGGAUCCUCCCCUAUGUUUACCCAAUCCGACUGGUCAGAGUGGAUGAGGAGACCAUGGAGCUCAUCAGAGGACCUGAUGGAGUGUGUAUACCCUGUGGUCCAGGUGAACCCGGUCAAUUGGUGGGCAGAAUUAAACAGAACGACCCGCUGAGACGCUUUGACGGCUACGUUAACGAAACCGCCACCAAUAAAAAGAUUGCCCACAGUGUCUUUAAGAAAGGAGACAGUGCCUACCUGUCAGGUGAUGUGCUGGUGAUGGACGAGUGCGGCUACAUGUACUUCAGAGAUCGCACAGGAGACACGUUCCGCUGGAAAGGAGAGAACGUCUCGACCACUGAGGUGGAGGGAACACUGAGCCGCCUGCUGGAUAUGAAGGACGUGGUGGUGUACGGGGUGGAGGUGCCAGGUGUGGAGGGUAAGGCUGGUAUGGCGGCGGUUGCAGAUCCGGAGAACUCUACUGAUCUGGAGAAGUUCAGCAGGGAUCUGGAGAAAGCUCUGCCUGUGUACGCUCGUCCUGUCUUCCUGCGCUUCCUGCCAGAGGUCAACAAGACAGGGACCUUUAAGUUCCAGAAGACUGAAAUGCGUCGGGAGGGCUUCGACCCGUCGCUGGUGUCGGACAGACUGUAUUUCCUGGACUGCAGUAAGGGAAGCUACGUGCCGCUGGAUGCAGAACUCCACCGUUCCAUCGUCUCAGGAAAGCAGAAACUGUGAGAGGCCAUUACCAUCCCCGCCUGCUCAGUCAUAUAAAUAACUCCGCCCCGAGCCCCGCCCCCUUCCACUGCCCCCGCCCCUUUUUACCUCAGCAUCCACAGUGAGGGGCAGCAGGACUGCAUUCAACUCACACAUUUACGCUCCUGAUCCCGACCCGUCCAUCCGUUCUGACACCCGGGAGCGCAUCACACGCAACGGCGCGCGACUGAGAGAAACGCAAGAUACGCGAGAGACUGAGAAACGCGAGAGGAACACAAUGAAGAACACACUUCUGUUAGAAAAACAUAAAAUAAAAUAAUACAAUACAAUAAAAUACAACAAGCUGAAGCUUUUCCUCCUCUGCCUAACCUGCACAAUGUCUGCUGACCUGGAAUAAAAAAACAUGUGAUUAGAUUUAUCCAAAAGAAGGACAAAAAAUAACUUUAAAUAAAUUCCACUCAGUAAAAUGAUGGAAUGGGAUUAAAAUCUAAGAAAAGGGUUUACUUGAACUUGAACCUGAACCUACGCACUCCAAAAAGCUUCUGCUGCUUCUGCUCAGAGUUGGAUGGUGGAUUGCAACCAAACCAAAAAUGCAUGAUUUAUUAAUAUUAUUAUUCAUAUUAUUAUAAUCGAUAUUAUCGUGCAAUAUCAGUCCAGCCCUGGCAGAGCAAUAGACAGCCAUAAAAUCAAUCGAUCCGUCGAUCAAUUGAUAUCAGUGCUAUUUAUUUCAUUCUGUGUGUGCGUGAACCAAAUAUAUUUAAGUUAAUUUAAGUAGAAUAGAUUACUGUAUGUUAUCUAUCAAUUUAUAAUUUAGUGUAUGAAUGUAUCUAUGUGUAUAUGUAUGAUAUAUCAUACAUGAGCAUCAUUAUGUGUUGUAUGUUAUAUAUUUGCCAAAUAUGUGCCUGUCAGUAGAGGGCAGGUUUUAUUUUUUUUUAUUUGUUUGGGGUAUUGUUUUUGUCAGGUAAAGGUGUGUUUAGCCCUAUCCGGACGGGAUUAGUUUAUGUGUAAAAUAUUUCACUCUUUUACUUCUAAAUGAUAAAACUCCUGCAUCCGGACUGCAAUUAAAAAAACAGGAGGAUCAGAGAGUUUUUAGGUUUUCUCAGUCACAUGACAUCUCGAUGUUCAGUAGCUCCUCCAUUUCCAUUCGCUGUUGUGUUGUUUUACACGGAUCUCCUUGGAAACGCACGCCCAAAGUGUACAGUAAUUACGGUGCGCGGCAGUGGACAAAUAGCUAUUUUAUUUUACAUAAAAGGCGAGGACACGAAAUCUGAAGCACGGAGUUCAGAGAAAAACAGUAGAUAAUUCAGCGCACAUGGUUGUUCUGGAUGUGAAUAAAAUCACAGAGGAUAAAAACCCCCCAUAAAAGAGGUUGAGAAACUAAUCCAGUCUAGAAAGGACUACAGGCAGCGUACAUUGUGCAGACUAGGCUGGGCUGGUCAGGCUUCAGAUCUGUAAGGAAACAUCGCUUUUUUUGUCUUUAUUUUUUAUUUCUCUGCUGGAUUUUUCUCGACGUCUUUGCAUGAAGUCUGACGAGACGAGAAGCGCGACGAGGCACUCUGGCGCUACAGAACACCACCUCCUCCCACAGGCUCCGUAGCAGCGCCCCCUAAUGGCCGAACAAGCUCUAAAAAUACAAAUAAAAGACUCCAAAGGGAAGGAACACGAUUGCUUCUUCAUCUGGAUCACCCCCUGCUUAUCUCUUCUAUUGUGUUUUAUCUGCAGCAUCAUGAAUGAUCAACACAAACAGAGCACUGUGCCUUACUGUGAGCUCAGCAGCACCUGGUCUUACAGGCCUGCUCCCAAUCCUCUUAUCAACCCUCCUCCAUUUAGCUUGUGCACACUUGCUUUGUUCCCUCGUUAGGGUCCCUCGUUAGGCUGCCUGUCUGAAGAGUCAUGCCGAGUCACUGUUGGUUUGUGCAUGCUUGGCUGAGCCCCUCCCUUCAGCUUUCUAUACUAAAGCAUUCAGACCCUGUGUCUUACUGUAUUUCCUCUCCCUGCUCCUGCCGUAUCCCAUAUAUCCAAUAUCCCAUACCCCAUAUCAAAUCCGUAAACUUCUCUGAUUCCGUCCGAGCAUCCGUGGUGUGUGAGCACUCUUAUUCAUUGCACUGUAAUAUUAGAAAAUAAGAAAAUUAGAACAUUUUAAAACUUCAACCACUUUUUAUUCCCUUUUUCCUCAAAAAACAGCAAUCCACUCCAUUUCUCCAUUCCUUUCAGUCUGUCCACCAUCACCACCACCCUCUGGUCUCUUUAAAAAGCUCCACAGUCAGACUGCGUUCACACAACAGCAUCAGCAGGUCAAAAAAUACAAAUAAAGAGGCCCAAAUCAAUAAUUCUGCAAAUUUUCUGACCAAAUCCAACCAAAAACCUUUAUCCAGGGCUGUACUCCUGUUUUAAUGUGAUCUGCUGUAUAACUAAACAGUCUCAGUGCUGUUUAACUUUUAAGAUGUUUCGGUAAACAUGUAAGAAAGGCUCAUAACCACUGAUUGAUUCUUAUUUUUCUGUUUUAUUCAGUACACUUCCCUUUGUGUCAGUAUAUCAGUAAUACAAAAUGAACCAUGUCUACACGCAGCACAGGGAGCAGAGAGCUUCAGCACCUGCAGUGGACCACACUAAAGCUUUCACACUUGAUCAACUUUACAUUCUGUAAAGGAAAAAAUCUUGAAAGGAGGAUCACAGAGCACCAUUAAUGCACUAAUGCACUGAUUCGCGCUUCACAUGAAGUUUCGGUUUCAUCCUAAAAACCAAGAAUCUCCAGAAUCGCAGUUAUACAGCAUUUCAGCAUCACAUAUUGAAGUGAAACUAUUUGUUUUUACCUGUUGUGUGAAUGUAAAGCCUUAAAGCCAAAAGAUUGUGUUUAAUAGAGACAGUGGGAGUGGAAAUGUGGAGAAUGUGGAAAGCUGAAGAAGUGGACCUGAUCCAAUACCCCCUUAACUCCAUUCCUAAUAAUGAUACCAGUUAAUUUAUUUAUAUAAAUGUGUGUGUGUUGGGGUUUGUGUGUGUGUGUGUGUGUGUGUCCACAUGAAAGGAAAGGAAAUGAAUAGCUUCUUGUGACGGCUGUUAGUAGUGAGGUGUUAGUCUGAGUCACAUGUUGUUGCUGUUUGAGCAGGAGGCUAAUUGUGCUGCUUUUUUUGAUUAUUGUUGAUGAUUUUUGAUGAGUUUUGUCCCCAUACUUUUACAUCCAGCAAGGGCAGCAAAUGCACUGAUCAGUAAGGUUGGAAGGAGGUGUUGUCUUUACUAGAACCUGUCUGAUAAAUCUUAAAGUUUUCUGAUAAUAUCAGCCGAUUUUGAGCUUCUGAGGACAGAAUUCCAAAUGAUAAAUAUAUAUAUACAUAUAUAUAUAUAUGUAUAUAUAUAUAUAUACAUAUAUAUAUAUAUGUAUAUAUAUAUUGAUCUAUACUGUAUUAAUAAAUAUUGGCUUGUCUUUUAUUUAGUAUUAUGUUGUACUGGAAACUCUCACUUCUAAGGCUCACUUAUAUGCAUGCUUAAAGCAGAGCUUCGGUGUAAAAUUGAGUUUUUGGUGUAUUAAAACAUGAUAAAAAGUACUAAACUUUGUUAAAUAGCACACUCCGCUCUCCAGCAGCUUUCUGAGAUCCAGUAAUCUUGUGCUUUUUGCCCAGCACUCUUUACAAAGGGCACUUUGGGGCAUAUUUUGCCGAUGUCAGAGCUGAAUAAAAAGCUGUGUAAAAAGUGAUUUAUCUGCAGGGUAAAAUAUGCCCAUAUCAUUCAUUCUAAAACCUGGUGAGCUAUUCAACAAAAGGUUAGUACUUUUUGAUGAUGUUUUACUACAACAAAAGUCCAUUUUACACCGGAGUUCUCCUUUAAGGUGGCAUGAUAGCAUUUGAAUUUCCACUAAUCCGAUAUAACAACACAAUAUUGAUUACUGCAUCCUUUAGGAUCUAGUCCAACACUGAUAAAAAUGUAUUAUUAAAGUUGCAGAUUGGGAAUGCAUUAUAUUUGAUAAAUUAGACCGAAUUAAUUCCAAUUAUAUGUUAAUUACACAAAUGAAGCCAGGCAAAAAACAUUAAAUUCUCCAAAAAAAUAAUGAAACAUUAUAUACAUAUAUAAACUUAAGCUUUUAAAACAUAAGAGAUUUUUUUUUUAAAAGCAUAUGAACAGAAUUAUUUGGCCUAUAUUUUUUUCUAGACGCUUGCGACUGGUGUCUAUCUCCGUUUUCAUAUCAGACGAGCCCUAGCUUGUACACUCCACACUCUUUUUAGCUUUUUUUUGUAUUUUAAAUUAUUAUUUUUUAAAAGACUUGAUUUGUUCGGAAUUGUAAGGGGUUGAAUUGUGUUGGUCUGCUUUAGUGUGUGUGUGUUUUGGGUUCUCUUUGUUUUUUUAUUAUAGGUGUGUGUUGUGUUUGUUGUGGGUGUGUGUGAGAAACAGAGAGAGGACAAACACUCAUGAACUCACCUGAGCUCACCUGAGACUCGGGAUUGAACGUGUGUGUGUUGUGUGUGUGUGUGUUGGUGUUUGCACAUGCAGUCCUAUGACAGCAGGUAGUCGAUGCACUUUGCUGAGGCCUGUCUCUCUCUCUCUCUCUCUGUCUGUCUCUCUCUCUCUCUCUCUCAGAAGCACACACUUCAUUGCUUACUUUCUCACAAAUCCUGCUUUAAUAUUUUAUAUUUCUGAAGCAGAUUCUUUAUGUGAAGGAUUUAUGUUUAUGUAAAUUAUGCUGUUUCUUUUGGUCUGUUGAUCAUCAUACAGUCUCACAGUCCCAAAUGGUUCAGUAGUGUUUAGGCCUGUCACACAAACAAUUUUGUGGUCGAUAUAUUGUCCCAAAAGUUAUUGUGAUACACAAUAUUUUUGCCAUUUUAUUUGUAAUUAAAUGCCACUGAUAUAAUGAUAACAGAAUAGCGUAAAAUUAUACAAUUAUACACUUUUUAAAGACAGCCCCAGAAAAGAAAGAAUUAUUAUUUAUUUUAUAUUAAUUAGUUUGGGAAUUAUAUACUUAUUUAUUCACCUACUUCUGUCACAGUUAUUGAAGCAUGACUGGAUAAAAUACUGUUUAUUGUAAUACAUCUAAACAAACAUACAAAUAAACACAACAGAAAUAUAGAUAUAGAUAUUGCGAUUAUUAAAAAUGAUUGAGGUUGUGUUCAUUUAUUGUGCAAUGAAUCGACAUUGCAAUUAUUGUGACUGGCCUAGCUGUGGUGGUCCUGUAGUCUAAAAUGUAAGAAAUGCUGUUUAAUAAGGCAGAAUUCUGGGGCACAGAUAAUCAAAUACGUAUCUUAAAGAUUUACUCACGGAAUUUCCACUAGAUUUAAGGUCCAUAUUGGUUAAACAGGUAAUAUGCUGUAGGGCUGGGCGAUAUGGCCCUAAAAUAAUAUCAUGAUUUUCCACAAUACUUCUGGCGAUAUGACAAAACACUGAUUUAAAUAUAUAUAUAUAUAUAUAUAUAUAUAUAUAUAUAUAUAUAUAUAUAUAUAUAUAUAUAUAUAUAUAUAUAUAUAUAUAUAUAUAUUUCAAGAAUACACUACUGCAACAAAAUUAAAAUUAAAAUGUAUUAUUGCAUACAAUAUAAUAUAUGGCACACCCCUAUCUGAGAUGUUAUAAAAAAAUACAAGAAUUUUAUCAGAUUUGUAACAGAAGCCAGGAAUCCAGAAUUAUUAGUCAUGAUAAUAAUAAUAAUAAUAAUACACUCCAAAUAUCUCCAUAUAUCCAGGAUUAAAGUUAAAUAAAUGAUACUGGACAGAUAUAAUCUGUCUCUAGUAGAUAUAUAAUGGGAAAUUAUGAGAACAGUGUGAAUUUUUCUUUUGAUAAAAACAGUAAAAAAAAAAAAAAAGUAGAAAUAAGAAAGGCUCAUAACCACUGAUUUAUUCUUAUUUCCUGUUUUAUUCAAUAUACUUCCCUUUCCGUCAGUAUAUCAGUAAUACACAAUGAACCAUGCAUGCGACCCUACACGCAGCACAGGGAGCGGAGAGCUUCUGCACCUGCACUAGACCACACUAAAGCUUUCACCCUUGAUCAGCUUUACAUUCUGUAAAGAAAAAGCUUUGAGAGGAGGAUCACGGAGCACCAUUAAUGCACAUUAAUGCUCUAUUUGGGACUUUGAGACACGACACCUACCCUAAAAAAAAUCCCAAUAUCCCUUUUUAAACAACAAAUGAAGUCUUAGGGGCCGUCGUCUUGCAGCUGUGUUUUGGUGAAAUGAGGUAAACCCGGAUUUUCUUUGCUUUUUUCCUGUAACUGUGAACAAAAACGACUCCAACCAGAACUUGUAAAGACAUUUCAGAUUUUCUACAAUUUACAAAAAAAGUAUUUGUUAUUUUUUCAUUGUCUUCGAUCAUAAAGACGCUCAGCUGCAAGACAACUGCUCUCAGACUGAAGGGUGCUGUGUAUGAUAUUUUAUUGUAUUUUAUUUCAUUAGUUUAUAGAGCUUAAAACUGUGUCAACAAGUGUGUGAGUGCGUUUUUCUUGUUUUUCUUUAUUUUUCUUCAUUUUUUUUUAUUGUUUAUGGUUUAUUUUUCUGUUCUAUGUUUUAUAAAGGACCUGUUUGUUGUCCAAAGGGAAAAAUGAACUGCAGGAUGGAAGCAGGUAUCGCUGUUGUCCUGUAGACGGUACUGUUUCCCCUCAGUUGACCAAAACCAUUUUGUUUUCUUGUUUUCAUAAAUUAUUCACACUGACAGCUCUGAA